Molecule: messenger RNA, 685 nt
Organism: Spirometra erinaceieuropaei
Lineage: Eukaryota; Metazoa; Platyhelminthes; Cestoda; Diphyllobothriidea; Diphyllobothriidae
Source: the annotation of a GenBank genome assembly
AUGUUUGUUGGCAAGGUAAAACUCCAUGGCGACAUCGUCUUUGAUGGCUGCUACGAGGAGACCUGCCACAAGGAUCACUUCUACGGCUUCCAGUGCCAUGAAGGAUACUGCAAGCACAUUUGCGACGGCACAACCUGCUGGGAACCCGAAGUGAAGUCGUUCAGUGGUAAAGCCAAAAUCCAGGGAGAAGUCAUCUUCGAUGGUUGCUUCGAGGAGACCUGCCACAAAGGCAAAUUCCAUGGCUAUAAAUGCUUCGAUGGGCACUGUCACCACAUCUGUGAUGAUGUGCACUGCUGGGAACCUGAAUUAAACACAUUCAAAGGAAAGGCUCAUUUCAAGGGUGUCGUCUACUUUGAUGGUUGCUACGAGGAGACCUGCCACAAGGAUCACUUCUACGGCUUCCAGUGCCAUGAAGGAUACUGCAAGCACAUUUGCGACGGCGUAACCUGCUGGGAACCCGAAAUGAAGUCGUUCAGUGGUAAAGCCAAAAUCCAGGGAGAAGUCAUCUUCGAUGGUUGCUUCGAGGAGACCUGCCACAAAGGCAAAUUCCACGGCUAUGAAUGCUUCGAUGGGCACUGUCACCACAUCUGUGAUGAUGUGCACUGCUGGGAACCUGAAUUAAACACAUUCAAAGGAAAGGCCCACUUCAAGGGUGUCGUCUACUUUGAUGGCUGCUACGAGGAGA